Molecule: messenger RNA, 2997 nt
Organism: Haemonchus placei
Lineage: Eukaryota; Metazoa; Nematoda; Chromadorea; Rhabditida; Trichostrongylidae
Source: the annotation of a GenBank genome assembly
AUGAAGACAGAAAGUGUCUUUUCUCAGUACCAUCGGAGACAACGAGCCAUUCAUCGCCUUGUUGAGCAAUUAUCUACUGGAAAGGUGGUUAUUGGAUUUGACAUCCUCAACAAGUACCUGAUUCCUACCAUUUUGCCAUAUCUUGCUAACACGGAGAGCAAACUUUCUGAACUAGUUUGUAUAUUUGUAGCGUUAUCGGAUGAGGGUCUUAGCCUCCUGAACUACACCAUGGGAAUCGCAACUUGGUCGAAGUAUGUGGCAUGUUUGGAUUCGUGGUUGAAGCACCUGGACAAAUCUGAGGAGAAUCAGAAAGCGACCAUUAGAGUGAUAGUUGCGGUUGUGGAAGCAUUCCAUUAUGACGUUGCUGAUGUUGGAGAAGUUGUUAAUGAAGAGGGCACGAAUGGAACCCGAGUAGUUAUACGAGACAAGCUAAAUCGAGAGAUACUGCCAAAGCUCACCAAGUGCAUUAAUGGGAAGUCUGCCGAACUAAGUGUCCAUCGGAAGGCUCGUACAGCUGCUACUAAACACUAUAGCGAGGAUGACGAUAUCAAAAGAGCGCCAGUCGCUUUAGCUACCGUGAAGCUGUUGCAGAAAGUCCCCGACAGCAUUCGUUCCCAAUAUCUCCACGGAGUGAUUUUGAAACUGUGCUCUUUGAUGAUUUCACGAUCGAUGAAUGUUCGCGAAACGGCUCGAAAAGUUGGGGUACAAGUCUGUGAGUGCCUUGGGCCACGCUAUCUCCCUGUAAUUAUAAAGGAGAUGAAGCUCAUAAUGAAGAAAGGGUUCCAGAUUGUUGUGCAAGAGCAAUUCGAAGCUGUUUCCGAAGAGAAAGAAAUUGGACAGAUCAAGGCCGAAGUUAGUGAAGCUAAAAAGAAUCCGACGCCUGGAACGAUGCUCUUACUCGGUCGCUACGUCUCUCCUUCAGUUGUCGGCACCUUGCUGAAUCGUUUCGUUGCCAUCGUGGAAUCCCUAACUUCGGCAAAGAUGAUCUCUCGCGCAAGAAAUCUCUUGUCUAUGUUUGCUAAUGGUCUCAAAGAUAAUCAAGGAUUCUCUCCAUCAUCACAACUUAUUUUCAUUCACCAAGUAAUAGUGUCGAAUAUCGAAAAAAUGAGGGUUACACCAGACAGCCAACAACCAUCGGACGAAUUCUUGGAGAAACCGACGUGUUGCCUGCUUUUGCCACCGGUUAGUGUUGUCAUGAAUGAACCAAAACGGAUUGGUGUUCUAGUGAAACCGGUCCUCAAAAGUCGCUCACAUAUUUUCCUCGAGUUCGCUCUCCAGCUGCUCGGAGCUCUAAUCACAGGCAAGCAUUUCGAUCGAAAUGAACCGGACCAUGUACGUCGCUUGGAUCCAUUUGUUCCUUUGGUGACGCAGAGCCUUGAAUUCAAAUAUGAAAAGGCGAGUGAUUUCCAAUGCUCUUCGAUGCUUGAUCGGCUAUUUUUGUUGCUGUCAGAGUAUUCGAUUUUGGGUAGUGCAGCUAACAAGGAAUCUGUCAUCAAUCUAAAUCAGCUUCUAUGCAAGGCAUUUACACAACUGAUUAUCGCUUCGAAUGCUUCAUUUCUUACUAACAAACAUAUUUCACUCCUGCUAAGCUACGUGGAAAUAGACAUAUUGGACUCGAGUCGCCAGGCCACAGCCUUCGCUUUAAUAAAGGCGUUUGUGCGAAAGAAGGUCCAACACCCACAGAUACUGGAUGUUAUGAAAAAGCUCAGAGAACUUUCGAUCACGUCGCCAUUUCCCCAUAUUCGAACCCAGUGCAGAGAGGUGCUAUGCGAUUUCAUUGGAAAUCAUCCGAGUUCUGACGAUCCGCAGACCCAUAUUGAAUGGUUUAUCGCUCAACUCGACUACGAGCUUGAAGAUGGUCGCUUGAGUGCAGUGGAUAUGCUGAAUAGCUUAUUUUCCAAGCUUGAACCAACUGUAUUGAAUGGAUCGUGUUUUUUCAAUGUCUCCAAAAUGGGAACAUCACUGUUCAACGAGGAGAGCGUCAAGUGUCGUCGAUUCAUCACAGCAGCACUGAACAAAUUACUGUCAUCGGUUAGCGAAUCAGCUCGUUCUGAUGUAUUCUCGGCGUGCUGUGACUGGCUCGAAUUACGAGGAGAAGAACAGGAAGGAGCUCGCUUUAUUGGGAUGGAUUUGGUCGCUCAAAUUAGUAAAGUUGAAGGUGAAGCAUUUGCUUCCCGAUUUUCUGCUAUUCUUCCAUCUCUACGGGCGAUUAUAACAUCAGAGUCGCUGUGGUCUGAUAAUAGCGAGCGGACAAUUUCUGAAUUCUGUUAUGGUAUGGCGUUAGUGUUACAGAAUUUGGGCGCAUCUGUUGGGGAUAUUCUCGCUUCGGAGGAUUUCAGUGCAAUUUUUGACGCUCUGGGACCUUUGAUGAAGUGUGAUGGAUCCGAAAUGGUCCGCUUAUCCGCUGGAUGCCUCAUAGGACAAUGCCUCAGUAAAUACGACAGCGCUUUUUUCACUGUGGAACGAUCAAUCCAGAUAAUAAAGUGGUGCUGUUGGCAGUUGCGUGAUAAGCUCUUAAAUGAGCAAGUCGCCCUUCAGGCAUCGAAGAUUCUGAUGGCCAUUUCUCACCAUUUGGAUAAGGAGCAGUUUACUUCUUUGGUGGAGAAGCUGGCGAGCAUUUGCCGUUUUGAGAUUGUUCGUCAGCCCAAUGAAUCGUUGAAGCGCUCUACUUGCUUCAAAAUGGCCGCUGCUCUUGUUAUCCACGAAGAAGACUCUUCGAAAGUAGACGUCACAGCGAACCAUUUCCUUCCUCUGCUGGUUCGUGAAAUGAACAGGAAGUCGUCCAAAGAUACCGAAGAGCUCUAUUCUAUGUCCAUGGAAGUGGGUGAAGUUUUUAAAUCGAAAAUGGGCGAACAGCGAUACGCAAAUCAGCUGGCGGAAUGCCAAAAAGCUGCGGUCAUCAAAGCUGAACUACGGAAGCGGAAGGCUAAGGUGAUUAAGCUGUUUUCAGUAAACAUAUUUUGCGCACUGCAAAAUUUUUGUUUCUGCUCGAACUAG